AUGGCUACAGGCUCCUGGACCUCCAUGCUCCUGGCCUUUGCCCUGCUCUGCCAGCCCUGGCCUCCGGAGACGGAUGCUUUCCCUACCAUACCCUUGUCCAGUCUGUUUGCCAACGCCGUGCUCCGGGCCCAGCACCUGCACCAACUGGCCACCGAAACAUUCAAGGAGUUUGAACGUGCCUACAUCCCUGAGGGUCAGAGGUACCUGAUGCAGAAUGCUCAGCUCGCCUUCUGCUUCUCAGAGGCCAUCCCGGCCCCCACAGGCAAGGAUGAGGCUCAGCAGAAAUCCGACAUGGAUCUGCUUCGCUUCUCACUGCUGCUCAUCCAGUCCUGGCUUGGGCCAGUCCAGUUCCUCAGCAGGGUCUUCACCAACAGCCUGGUGUUUGGCACCUCGGACCGCGCCUAUGAGAAGCUGAAAGACCUGGAGGAAGGCAUCCAGGCCCUGAUGCGGGAGCUGGAAGAUGGCAGCCCCCGCACUGGGCAGAUCCUCAAGCAAACCUAUGAAAAGUUUGACACAAACUUACGCAGUGAUGACGCACUGCUCAAGAAUUAUGGGCUACUGUCCUGCUUCAAGAAGGACCUGCACAAGACAGAGACAUACCUGAGGCUCAUGAAGUGUCGCCGCUUUGUGGAAAACAGCUGUGCCUUCUAG
Molecule: messenger RNA, 651 nt
Organism: Chrysochloris asiatica (Cape golden mole)
Lineage: Eukaryota; Metazoa; Chordata; Mammalia; Afrosoricida; Chrysochloridae
Gene: GH1
Product: growth hormone 1
Exons: 5
Coding region: 1-651 (216 amino acids)
Biological process (GO): positive regulation of receptor signaling pathway via JAK-STAT; response to nutrient levels; positive regulation of growth
Cellular component (GO): extracellular region
Molecular function (GO): growth hormone receptor binding; hormone activity
Source: RefSeq, a predicted model, not a curated record